CAAUACGAACAAAAAGAAGUGCGUGAACAUCAAUGUGACAACUACUCAAAAUGUGACUUCCGCUUCCGCAGGUCGAUCAGCACGCCUUCUACUCAAGAAGCCUGCUCCAACAGAGGUCCGAAUCAAGAUCAGCCUUCACUUGCGACAUCCAUUUCGCCG
Messenger RNA from Amoebophrya sp. A25, 159 nucleotides. NCBI's taxonomy places the organism in Eukaryota, Dinophyceae, Syndiniales, Amoebophryaceae. The record is from the annotation of a GenBank genome assembly.